GAAAACGGCCGAAAACAGCCGAAGAAGCCGUUAUGGAGACUUGUUGCACACUGAGCCAGUGGGGGCACACUCUCUUCCAUCUCCACUAACUGGACUUGGUUUUUCCACAUCCUAUGUGACGUCACCACCCGUCGCUGUUUAUCUGGCAGGUCCACGUUAACGUUAGAGUUUACUGUAAAGUUUUUAUCGCUCAUAGGAGUCUUUUACAAUACAUCGCUAUUGCUGCAUCCACUUAAGAUGUUUGUCCGUUCAGAUGGCAGAGCUUUGAGCGGGCUGUGUGUGCUCAGCGCCUCGCUGCUGCUUGUCUCGGGGGAGGAAGUGUGGGAGAGCCGCUCCGGAAUCCAGGAGCUCCGGACAGCUCUGGCCGACCUGGCCGGGGAGGGGAGGACUUACCUGGGCAGGCUGGCCGGGGAGCAGACGCUGCUCUCGGUACAGAAGGCUUUCUCUCAGGUCCUAGCGGUUGUGGCGGGAGCUGUGUCCGCUGCUCUGAAUGUGUUCUUCCACAAUGUUUCACACGUCCUGCAGGCUGCUGGAGUCCAAGGUGUCCCCAUCCCCAGAGUGUCCCCAGAGGGGCUGAUCUUUGUGACCCAGUGGCUUCUCCUGGCUCUCAUUGGCUACUGGCUGAUCUCCCUUGUCUUUGGAUUGGUUGCCUCGGCUCUGAGGCGAGCUCUGUGGCUGCUGAAAGUGGGCGUGGCUAUGCUGUGUUUUGGCCUGAUCGUGAGUGACCGUAGCGUGGACACAGACACCACCGCCCUUCGAUUGGCUGGCCUGGUGUGUGCCUGUGUGCUAUUGGGCGUGGGGCCGGGGUGGGGCUCUGCUGCGGCUGAUAGGACGGCUCAGCUGGAGCAACAGCUGAAGAUCAUGGAGAGACGCCUCGGAGACGUGGAGCGCUGGAGCAGGACGGAGGAGUAACGGAGGGACUGAGACUAUGUCUGUCCAUUGUCUCCUGUGUCUGUCCACCCUCAUGCCACAUUAUGCCUUUAAGGACUUCUGGAACUUCAAGAGAGAGAGGUUUCUACAGUUUGGAUGUUUUCUAUAAUGUCAUUCAUUACUCAUCCCUAUCUGAUGACUGAGUUAUUCCUGGAAGCAGUGCUUUAUUAGUCUACAUGUUUUUAUACUGUUUCUCUCUUUUAAAUGGCAGUUAGUUUCUAAGAAUGUGCCACAGUGGGAAGGAAUAAGCAUGUACGUACGUCCAUGUUCUGUCCGUCCUUUACAACAUUAAAUAAACAUUAGGGGAACAACUCCUUACUA
Sander lucioperca (pikeperch) is the source of this 1251-nucleotide messenger RNA. It is a transcript of the gene tmem109, whose product is annotated as transmembrane protein 109. The coding region runs from base 238 to 912 and encodes 224 amino acids. The transcript has 3 exons. The record is from RefSeq and is a predicted model, not a curated record. Gene Ontology annotation, biological process: intrinsic apoptotic signaling pathway in response to DNA damage by p53 class mediator; cellular response to gamma radiation. NCBI's taxonomy places the organism in Eukaryota, Metazoa, Chordata, Actinopteri, Perciformes, Percidae.